Molecule: messenger RNA, 480 nt
Organism: Capsicum annuum
Lineage: Eukaryota; Viridiplantae; Streptophyta; Magnoliopsida; Solanales; Solanaceae
Exons: 1
Coding region: 1-480 (159 amino acids)
Molecular function (GO): nucleic acid binding; zinc ion binding
Source: RefSeq, a predicted model, not a curated record
AUGAAAAAUCAUGAGCUUCGACCUGCUGGAUCUACACCAUUUUCUGAAGUGAAUGAGGUGUACGCCCACCAUGCUAGGCGUGGAAGGGGUCGCGGAUCUGGUCGAGGACGUGGACGUAGGCGUGGCCGAGGACGAGACUAUGGUCAAGAAAGAAACCAUGUUCCUGGCAUUAAUCACUCACCAAAUAAAUGGUUCCAUCAAAAUGAACAAAGAAGAAGUGACAAACGUGAAGCAGGUAAAAUAUGUGUUUGUUUUAAAUGUGGAGCAAAAGGACACUAUCAACGUGACUGUCGUACUCCCAAGCAUGUGGUUGAGUUUUAUCAAGCAUCACUAAAAAAAGGGGGGGAAAGCCCUGAAGCUAAUUUUGUCUCAGAAAAUCAUACUGACAUUGCUCACUUAGAUGUAGCAGAUUUCUUUGAGAAUCCUAAGGGAAAGAUAGAUCACCUGAUUGGUGAUGGUUCUGUGGCUACGGAAGAAUGA